GGCUAAGGGGCUCAUGACGUGCAAGUUUGAUCCUUAGAUAUGAUAACAGGCCAAAAACUAAUCUGAGAUCCCAGAAAGAGGUAGGCAACCUGUCGGAGCUUUACAUCUGUGUCUGGCGUCCCCUCAGCUGUUCCUCCCUCUCUUAUACAAGGAUUACAAGUGGCUUUCAAUGAGCUCGACUUCACUGCGCUCGCGAGCCGCUGUACGCAGACCCACGCGCUCUUGACUAGACAAAGACAAUGAGCUGUCACACCUUUCAAAUGAAUCCUAUUUGUUCGGAGUCAAAGAAAUGCUGAAAGGAAAGUCCAAGGAGCGAAAAAUCGAUCUGUUGUGCUGUAGGAAACCGCUGCUGGAACAAGACUACCUGUGGGCACUGUAGUGAGGGUAACAAGAGCCAGGCAGCCAGCGGCGUUUUCAAUCUACCGGCGAAACAUACAACACACAUUUAUAUGGCAAAGUUCCUCGCCGAGCUGCUGGGAUGUACACUGCCCGAGAAAGGAGCAUCUCCAAUGUUCGAGUGCAGGAGUCAGCCGCACAUCGGACUGAGGCAUGUCACCAAACAACGGCCUACCAUAUUUGGGACACUGAUUGAAAAACCGCUUGGGGAUCACAAUGCAGACAAAAUGCCUCAAACGUCACCCUUUCCAGCGAUGUAUGGGUCCAAUGUCUACAACAAGAAUCUCUAUAAGGCCAAGGAAGAAGACUAUGAAGGCCUGUAUUACCAUGAAAACAACCUGGUGUCAGGGUCCUUGGAGGCUCUAAUUGAGCACUUGGUCCCUACGGUGGCUUACUAUCCUGAUAGGACAUACAUCUUCACAUUCCUGCUCAGUUCCCGUCUCUUUAUUCACCCGUAUGAGCUAAUGUCCAAAGUGUGCCAUUUGUGUGUGGACCAGCAGAGACUCACUGAUCCUCAGGCUGAUAAGGCAAGAGUCAGGAAAAUUGCUCCCAAGAUUCUGCAGUUGCUGACUGAGUGGACGGAGACAUUUCCUUAUGACUUCAGGGAUGAGAGGAUGAUGAAGAGCCUAAAGGAACUAACGCAUCGUCUGAGUACUGGAGAUGAACUCUAUCGCAAGGCGGUGCAACAGAUGACACAAACGCUGAUCCGUAAGCUCACCACACUGAGUCAGUACGAGGAGGCUUUGGCCAAGAUUAACUCCUCUGUGACUGACAGAUUAACUGUGCUGAAGACCAAACCUCAGUCCAUCCAGAGAGACAUUCUGACCAUCUGCAGCGACCCCUUCACCCUGGCACAGCAACUCACACACAUUGAACUGGAAAGACUGAGCUACAUCGGACCAGAGGAGUUCAUUCAGGCAUUUGUUCAGAAAGACCCUCUUGAUAACGACAAGAGAUGCUUUAGUGAUCACAAAAAAGCAAGUAACCUGGAGGCUUAUGUGGAGUGGUUCAACAGACUCAGCUACCUGGUGGCGACGGAGAUCUGCAUGCCUGUAAAGAAGAAACAUCGGGCUCGAGUCAUUGAGUUCUUCAUCGACGUGGCACGAGAAUGCUUCAACAUUGGCAACUUCAACUCGCUCAUGGCCAUCAUUACUGGGAUGAACAUGAGUCCAGUGUCACGACUCAAGAAGACCUGGGGCAAAGUCAAAACCGCCAAAUUUGAUAUACUAGAGCACCAGAUGGAUCCCUCUAGCAAUUUCUACAACUACAGAACAGCGCUGCGUGGAGCCACUCAGAGAUCUAUCACUGCUCAUAGCAGCAGAGAGAAGAUUGUUAUUCCUUUCUUCAGCCUCUUGAUUAAAGACAUCUACUUCCUCAAUGAAGGAUGUGCCAACAGGCUCCCGAACGGACAUGUCAAUUUGGAGAAAUUCUGGGAGCUGGCCAAACAAGUGAUGGAGUUCAUGACAUGGAAGAAGGUGGAGUGUCCUUUUGACAGAGACCGCAAGAUUCUGCAGUAUCUCCUGACCGCACCGGUCUUCAGUGAAGAUGCUUUGUAUCUGGCAUCAUAUGAGAGUGAAGGACCAGAGAACAACAUGGAGAAAGACAGAUGGAAAUCUCUCAGGUCCUCGUUGCUGAACAGGACAUAAAUCCUGUGAGGAGCUCAAAAUCAAGUGAACCUUCUGACAAGCAAGCUGUGUCCCCCUUUUGCCCCCUCCAAAAGUGAGAAGUAUCCCUGUUUUUCAAGGGAGAUGACAAUCCAUGUUUUGCUGAACGGUGCAUUUUUAUGUUGGAAAGAGCAGCAUCUUUUUACAAGGCCAUUCUCUUUCUGUCUUUCAUACUGGAUAUUUCAGUCUUUUUCAUCUCUUUGUGCAGACUUUUGUACUACCCCCCCCCCCCUCUUUAAAGCAUGAUUUGAGCAGAAGGAAAAAUGACAUGUCCCUUGUCUACAAACCAAUUCCAGUCUAUGCUGUCGUUCUUCUCAGUUGACUGUACGAGUUUGCCGCUGGUUGGUAAACUCAAUUGGAACAGGUUGGGGAAAAGGAAAAAAAAUAAAAGAUUAUAAACCAGCAUUAUGUGUACUGGGUUCCAGUACUGUGUAUUUUUAUUGUACCUGAAGCAUUAAUUUAAGUAUCGAUUUAUGUUGUCACUAUUUUUUGAUAUUGUGUUUGUCAGUUUUUUAUGCAUAUGAGAUGUGAGUAAUGCAUUGCUUUAACCUCUGUGAGUGACCAUUGAUGUGUGCGUGAUAAACCCGCUGAGGGCUGCCGAAUGCACUGGAUGCUUCUGUGAAUAAAGAUGUCAAUUCC
This is a messenger RNA of Sinocyclocheilus grahami, 2699 nucleotides long. It is a transcript of the gene rasgef1ba, whose product is annotated as RasGEF domain family, member 1Ba. Bases 450 to 2042 code for a protein of 530 amino acids. The transcript has 16 exons. NCBI's taxonomy places the organism in Eukaryota, Metazoa, Chordata, Actinopteri, Cypriniformes, Cyprinidae. Gene Ontology annotation, cellular component: plasma membrane. Gene Ontology annotation, biological process: Ras protein signal transduction. Gene Ontology annotation, molecular function: guanyl-nucleotide exchange factor activity. The record is from RefSeq and is a predicted model, not a curated record.